GGAGCGCCAGCGGCGGCAGCAGCGGCGGCGGCGGUGGCGGCAGCAGCAGCAGCGACACGUCCAGCACCGGCGAGGAGGAGAGGAUGCGGCGCCUCUUCCAGACGUGCGACGGCGACGGCGACGGAUACAUUAGCAGGUACUCGGGGAGAAAUGACUUGUUGAUGGUUUGUCGUCAACUGAAUAUGGAAGAGUCUGUGGCUGAGAUCAUGAACCAACUGGGCGCAGAUGAAAAUGGGAAGAUUUCCUUUCAGGAUUUUACAAGAUGCCGCAUGCAGCUCGUCCGAGAAAUUAGGAAGGAGGAAGUAGGCCUUUCUGAGAAGUCAGACAACUCCUGUAAAAAGAAGCACCUGAGGGAUAGAAUUGCCUCCUGGCCCACGAGCAGUGACAACAGUUUAGGUGCCCUAUCAGCAGCCAAGGAGAGCUGGGAAUACGACUCGGGUGCCAGGGAUCUCCAGAGCCCGGACUUGCAGAGUCAGUCGGCCCUACAGAAGCUUCUCGGGUACGGCGGAAGCUCUUUGCAUCAGCAGGCUGCUGCUCUCCACAAGCUGCUCACACAGUCGCCGCAUUUUGGCAACUCGGUAGGAGGAAGCUAUCUAGAGCUGGCCAACACGGAGAAGCUGGCACCUGUUAUCAUGAAGCCGUACACACACCUGGCCCAGGACUCAGAAGCUGAAGGAGAAGACCUGGUAGGAGAUGGAGUUGCUACAAGCCUGAUACACCAACUUCAUUUGGCAGCCCUGGCAUCACUCAAGGGAGAUAUAGUAGAGCUUAAUAAACGUCUGCAGCAAACAGAACGGGAACGGGACCUUCUGGAAAAGAAAUUGGCCAAGGCACAGUGUGAGCAGUCCCACCUCAUGAGAGAGCAUGAGGAUGUCCAGGAGCGAACGACGCUUCGGUACGAGGAGCGCAUCACAGAACUCCACAGCAUCAUUGCUGAGCUCAAUAAGAAGAUAGACCGUUUGCAAGGCACCACUAUCAGAGAGGAAGAUGAGUACUCAGAACUGCGAUCAGAACUCAGCCAGAGUCAACACGAGGUCAACGAGGACUCUCGAAGCAUGGACCAAGACCAGACCUCUGUCUCCAUCCCUGAAAACCAGUCCACCAUGGUCACUGCUGACAUGGAUAACUGCAGUGACCUGAACUCCGAGCUGCAGAGGGUGCUGACGGGGCUCGAGAAUGUCGUCUGCUGCAGGAAGAAGAGCAGCUGCAGCCUGUCGGUGGCCGAGGUGGACAGGCACAUCGAGCAGCUCACCACGGCCAGCGAGCACUGUGACUUGGCUAUUAAGACAGUCGAGGAAAUUGAGGGGGUACUCGGCCGGGACCUGUAUCCCAACCUGGCUGAAGAGCGGUCUCGUUGGGAGAAGGAGCUGGCUGGGCUGAGGGAAGAGAAUGAGAGCCUGACCGCCAUGCUGUGCAGCAAAGAGGAGGAGCUGAACAGGACCAAGGCCACCAUGAAUGCUAUCCGGGAGGAGCGGGACCGGCUCCGGAGGAGGGUUCGAGAGCUUCAAACUCGACUACAGAGCGUGCAGGCCACAGGGCCCUCCAGCCCUGGCCGCCUCACUUCCACCAACCGCCCAGUUAACCCCAGCACUGGAGAGCUGAGCACAAGCAGCAGCAGCAAUGACAUUCCCAUUGCCAAGAUUGCUGAGAGGGUGAAGCUAUCAAAGACCAGAUCCGAAUCUUCAUCGUCUGAUCGGCCAGUCCUGGGCUCAGAAAUCAGCAGCAUAGGGGUAUCCAGCAGUGUGGCGGAACACCUGGCCCACUCUCUUCAGGACUGCUCCAACAUCCAAGAGAUCUUCCAAACACUCUACUCACAUGGAUCUGCCAUCUCUGAGAGCAAAAUUAGAGAGUUUGAGGUGGAAACAGAACGGUUGAAUAGCCGUAUUGAACACCUCAAAUCCCAAAAUGACCUCCUGACCAUAACCCUGGAGGAAUGCAAAAGCAACGCCGAGAGGAUGAGCAUGCUGGUGGGGAAGUACGAGUCCAAUGCCACUGCGCUGAGGCUGGCCCUGCAGUACAGUGAGCAGUGCAUAGAAGCCUAUGAACUUCUCCUGGCACUGGCCGAGAGUGAGCAGAACCUCAUCCUGGGGCAGUUCCGGGCGGCUGGUGUGGGGUCCUCCCCUGGAGACCAGUCAGGGGAUGAAAACAUCACUCAGAUGCUCAAGCGAGCUCACGACUGCCGGAAGACGGCUGAGAACGCCGCCAAGGCCCUGCUCAUGAAGCUGGAUGGCAGCUGCGGGGGAGCCUUUGCUGUGGCCGGCUGCAGCGUGCAGCCCUGGGAGAGCCUCUCCUCCAACAGCCACACCAGCACCACCAGCUCCACAGCCAGUAGCUGUGAUACCGAGUUUACUAAAGAAGAUGAGCAGAGGCUGAAGGAUUAUAUCCAGCAGCUCAAAAAUGACAGGGCCGCAGUCAAGCUGACCAUGCUGGAGCUGGAGAGCAUCCACAUCGAUCCUCUCAGCUACGACGUCAAGCCCCGGGGAGACAGCCAGCGGCUCGAUCUUGAAAACGCUGUGCUGAUGCAAGAGCUGAUGGCCAUGAAGGAGGAGAUGGCCGAGCUGAAGGCCCAGCUCUACCUCCUGGAGAAAGAGAAGAAGGCCCUGGAGCUGAAGCUGAGCACGCGGGAGGCCCAGGAGCAGGCCUACCUGGUGCACAUCGAGCACCUGAAGUCCGAGGUGGAGGAGCAGAAGGAGCAGCGCAUGCGGUCCCUCAGCUCCACCAGCAGCGGCGGCAAAGACAAGUCGGGCAAGGAGUGUGCAGACGCUGCCUCCCCAGCUCUGUCCCUGGCUGAACUGAGGACCACGUGCAGUGACAGUGAGCUGGCUGCGGAGUUCGCCAAUGCCAUCCGUCGAGAAAAGAAGUUAAAGGCCAGAGUUCAAGAGUUGGUGAGUGCCUUGGAAAGACUCACCAAGAGCAGUGAAAUCCGACACCAACAAUCAGCCGAGUUUGUUAAUGAUCUAAAGCGAGCGAACAGCAACCUGGUGGCUGCCUAUGAGAAAGCAAAGAAGAAGCAUCAGAACAAACUGAAGAAGCUGGAGUCUCAGAUGAUGGCCAUGGUGGAGAGACACGAGACCCAAGUGAGGAUGCUCAAGCAAAGAAUAGCUCUGCUGGAGGAGGAGAACUCAAGGCCGCAUACCAAUGAAACUUCACUUUAAUCGGCACUUGAGCACCAAAGUUCUGCCUAUGGAAGCUAAACUAUAGCAGGUCACCGAGGAGAGAAGGGCUCCAGGGGACAGAGUACCUGUUGGGAGAGUGAGAAAAGGGAAGAUUGGCAGGUAGAUGAGCACUUGGACACUGGAGUGCCAUGAACUCAGCCCCAGAGGCGAGUGGCCCUGGUGACACAGUGUAGACUGUAUCCAGAGGACCCUGUUCCUCCCCUCCUGGGCCACAGGCAGUGUGGAAAUACUCGCUCAUGUGCCGUGCUCAGCAGGCCUUGCUUCUGCUUUCAGCACUGGCUUUGUCGCUCUCCCACCUGUUCUGUUCUGGAGGUUGUGCACCAGUGGUAUCCCAGACAUUUGUUUUGUAAGAUUGUCCAGUCUUCUCUCUUAUCUUUGACAUCCCCAAUUUCUCCUCUUUCCUUCUCUUUCAGAGGAAAACAGGGGUGUGUAUGUCUUCAGCAUCUAGAAGAACUGAUUUGCUUAUUGCAACAGGCUUUGAUUUUCAUGUCCCACGUAUCAACUCUAAGAUAGAGGCCAUCACUCAGAGGUGUUCUGGGAGGUGGCUUACAGGAUGGUACACAGGUGUUCCUUACAGUCCCAGAUAGAGUGAAGUUACAGGUAGAGAAACCCCAGGGCUGCUCCUGAACAAUUCUGUAUGGGAGAAUGAAAACUUCCUUCACCUCUCAAUGUGGAGGCAGGGCUGGGAAGGGAGCUCUCUUUUGACUCUGGAAUCUCCCCUUCCCAGUGGAGCCUUACUAACAGUCAAGAAUAAUUGCUGAGAGAAUCCUGUUGAUAUGUGUAGUGGAACUAAAAUUUUAUCAGGAGUUUUCUCAAGAGCAGAGGAGCAUAAUUAGUACUUUUCCCCCACCCGAGGGCACUACGUAAUUGCUGUUCUGCAUGAAUCAGAGUACAUAUGUAGCUCUGGACCUGCCUUUGUUUCUCUAAGGGCAAGAGGCAGGACACUGAGUAGAUACUGAAUGUUUCGCAGGCUGAUUCCACCUAUUUAAGAAAUUGCUACUGAACCGCCAGUUCAAGACUUCGCUCCUGCUGUCAGGAAGGGCACAGGGUGAGGGAAUGGGUGUUGAGGCCUCUUUUAUCCCCCCCACCCCAAGACAUGGUGAUGAUUAGCAUAUGGUGCUUAAACAGGUUAAAUUUCAAGCAAAAUGCUGACAGGGCUGGGCAGGACUAAAGUACCUGAAUUCUUUCAGGAAGCUCUUUCACCUUAAAUUCGUUAUUCCUCUUCUACUGUAACCUUUUAACCUUUACCAUAAGCAUCACUGUUUCGCUUUGUCUUUCAAGUCUUCUGUAGCUGCCCUACACUGACACAUUUUAAAGGACCACUUGCCAUUUAUUGUGUAGCACCUGAAAAUCCACCCAAAGUCCCCUAUGAGAAAUGGGUCCCAAUGCCACAGUUCACAAAGUUUUGCUUAUGUCCAGGUCACUGCAUUAACCACAUCCAUGAGCUAAAAGUUCUGUCUUCAGAGAGCAUGAUAUGAGUUCCUCAGCCUUCUGCCCAAUGGGGAAGGACACUCCAGCCACCACCAUGGAGAACAAAGCAGUUCUAGCCCAAAAGCAACCACCCUUCUUCUCAUGCCAGCAGUGACGGCUGCCCCAUCUUCAAAAGAAAUCAACUGGUAGCAUUCUGGAAGGACCAGCUUUUGGGUGCUUUGAUCACUGUGAAUGUAGCCACUGGCUUCUGUUUCUGUUAUGAAUCAUUUUAUCAAAGUUGGUUCUUGUGAUUUUUUUUUAAUCAAUUUUUAUUCUUUGGAUAGUUUCAUUUUGUCACAAGGAAAAUGUUUUGGCUGAAAAGUAUGUGCAACAAAAGGUUUAGUAGACAAAAAUCAUUGUUUUCUCCAUUUUUCCAGGCUGCCUAGGGAAAUGUCCUUCCCCAAGCAAACCAGGAUGUGCAAGGUGGGAAACCAUUCAUGGCUUUCUCUUCUGUGACUGAUCAGGCAUCAAAACAGGCAGUUUUCAUUUUUACCAACACUGAGAAGUAUGGCUGAUGCAGGUAUAAAAUCUUGUCUGCUGACUUCUCUCUACCAUUCUUGCUCCAAGUUAAAACAGAGAACCCACCCUUUUAGGAUCAGGUAACUCCCUCACACCUGGGAAGUCUCCGCUCCUCCAUUACUCAUCCUACCUAGCCUCAUUUUGAGUUUAUUAUUUCAACAUAAUACUUUUAAAUAUGUGGUGACUGGGUGAAAACUAUUUCCCCAGCGAAACUGUUACCUUUAUGUAUGUGCAGAACAAAAAAGCUAUUAAGUAGUCAAUUUCCUUUCCUUGUAUUUUUCAAAUAUACUCCCUGAGAUACAAUCGUUGUUGAAGGUGAACCAGCAGGCACUUGGUUAUGCUAAUUGUGGGGCCUCCUAAAACUGCAUUGAUUAAAUAAAUGAUUGCAGGUGCCUGGAUCACUUUCCUUUUUUAUCACCUGAAUCUAUCUUUCUAAAUAGGAGCUGGUUUAUAUUAACAUCUCCAUCGGGGUAAACAAUGAUCUUGAGUCUAACUUGUAUGAGGUUAAAAACCUUUCAGAAUUUCCUAUUUUUGUUUUCUUCCAAUUUCCUCAGUGGUUAUCUCUGUUGGGCAGUCACGUUCUCUGUUCAGAGUUCAGUCUUUGACUCUUAGAGACAUGGGCAUGGCAAGAAAGGAUCCAUUUCACAGUUCCCUCGGAGUAUAUUUCCCAGAGCUGAAUUGAGGCAAAAAUCACAGGCAAGAGACUUCUGUCUGUAGCUGCAGUGCCAUCAAAGUGUGGGCCUACCACCUGGAUCUGAUGUUCUGUCAAAACCCCAUGUGCACCAGCUACCCAAACUACCAUGGACUUGUAGGCCAUAAGGUUCCUCUUUGAGACCUACACCCAAAGUUAUUUAUGAUUAAGCACCUUCUGUGAUCAGACAGCUGAGAUUUAUCAUGCCCUCCCUCUCUCUCAUGCUCUUGCCCUAGAGAGAUAGAUACUAGAUGGUUCAUCAUUGCCAAUGCACAUAAUCAACUGUUUCAUAUUCACACUCAACUGCUGGCAUGUCAGGUUUCUGAAGUUAAUAUCCAUGGUGCCUGAAACUGGAAUGUUAGGUUAAUAAAAAAUUAAGUGCCAGUUAAACAUAACUGCUUAAUUCUCCUUUGAGAUACAUGCACUUCUUACUAAGUCUUCCUCUGAGCCUGCAGCAAUACUUUAUAGGGACCUCAGAGAAGUCUAAAUUAGAGCCUUGACAUUCCACUACUCCAGAAAGGCAGUCCCAAUUAGAGCCUAUAUAAGGCUUUUUCUUAAAAACUGUUAGGAUGAGGCUAAUAAGGAUUUUACUUCUCUAAGAAAAACUUUAUUUGAAAGUCUCCUAGUUCCUAGCUGCAUAGUGAUUACAUUAUUUUAAGUGAAAAAAUGCCCCAGUUAUCUGACCUGCGCUGGACUGCCUAAGAACCUCCAUAGUUGCCUGUUCCCUUCUGAAGGUGUCUCCUAUGGCCCACAAAAAUUAUCCUGCAAUUAUUUUUUAAUUCUAUCAAUUAUCUUAACACAGCUCUUGAGAGUUUGGGGUAUGAUGCCCAUGUUUUAAGUGAAGUGAUGAGAAACACAUCAAGACCACAGAAAACACCCAAACUUUUAUUAAUGACUUCUGAAAGUCAUAAGGCUCCAAUAAAGCUUUAAGCCAGUUGCAAAUGCAUAACUGGGAGUGUCUCUCACCCAUGAAACUAUUUAAAGCAAAAAGAUCAUGUUCACUAAGUUUACAGCUGCACCUAUUUCUAGAUGGAACAAACACAGCUAUAGUUAGAAAGUUUAGAGGCCAAAAGGGGGAAGAAUUCUCUGAUUGAAAUUUCUGCAUUAAAUUUAAUUAGGAUGCAGGACUAGGUUGCCAAGGGUUUUUGGGGGGCAGGGGGGAAACAUAAGUAACAUUUGUUUUUUCUGCAGUAAGUGACAGCUUUGCAGAACGCUAUAAAAAUUUCUGAAAAAAAAAUCACACAGCAGUUAUUUUUCUGUUUAUCCAGUAGAGUGGCCUAUUUGACAAGAAAUGAUACACUCACCACCUUUCACUGAGGCUUACAAACUCCCUAGUGCUCACAAGCUAGGCACUACUUUGGAGGAGAGGCAUAACUUGUGAUAAAACAAAAAUUAAGUCUUUGCUGCACACACAGUUCUUAAAGUUUAUCCAAAUCCUAUUCUAGGUACUGAAACCUUGGGUUUGUAUAGGCCAAGCUGACAUUAGCUCUGAACCUAUGGCAUUCUGAAGUUCCUCCUGUUUCACACAUUUGAAAUUACUUCCUAACUACAUUUGUAUUCACUAAUAGAUGCCUUAGGCUGCCAAUCACUAAUUUUUUAGAACUGGAAUCAGAAUUAUCAAUUAAUGGAAUGCUGGCUGCUGCCACAACAGCAUCACUGAGCACCAGUGGCUGUUACAAUAUAAACAAGUGAAAGAGUACAGGUUGAAUACCAGCCGUUUGUGCAUUGUUGUUUUGCUAAUACCUCUGUAGAGAAAGUUUGUUUCACAUACAACAAUUAUGUUUUUGAUUGAGAGUCAUGUUGGAUAAAUUCUCCAACACAUUGCAUCUGAGAGAGAUUUUAUACAUGACCAAGAUAAGAAAUCAUUGUCGCAGGAACAGCAACUCCUAUUGGAUAACCAUAUCCUUGACUAGUAGUACUUGAUUUUUCCAUAGUCAAGGCGGCUACAAAUCACUCAUCCACUGAUCAUAUGAAAUGUCAGCUGAGCAGAACAGAGCAAGCUAUAUACAAAAUCCCUCCACAUUCACACUGAUGACCUGCUUAGUUAGUUGCUCUUGCUCUUCCAUUCACUUGUGUGCUUUUUGCAAAUCAAAUCCAUGUGGAAGAUGUUCUGUUUGUACAACUCAUAGUAUUAGAGUGCUCAUUGCAGGACCGCCAAGUGAAUGAGAGCCCCUAAUAAUCUGCUUUUGUUUGACCCUAAUGCAAAGAUAAUGAAACAUGUUCACUUCUUUUCUAUUUCUAAUCAGUUUUUAGACAUAGUGUCAAAUUAUUUACUUUGCAUGAGAUUUAAGUUUCCUAUUAUUUGAAAACGUGCUUUUAAACCACUUGAUUAGAAAAAUCUGCUUGAAUGUACUGUCAGUUAUUAAAGCACAUGUGACUAAGUUUGCAUCUGUCAGUAUUGUUCUACUGUUUGUAUUGAAAGUCUCAUUUUAAAGUUGCCCUUUAACACUGUACUAUACCUUGUAAUUUUUUAGAUUCUUCACUUGUAUGCUUUAAAUGUUUCCAGAUGCCUUUAGUUUUAGCUGCUGUAAAAUAGCUACUUUGUGUUAUUUGAUAUAGAAUUGUUUAAAAAAAACUCCAUUUAUUUAUACAGAGACAUUUAUAAUAUUUUACAAACAUUCUUAUAUUCUGAAUAAAUAUUUCUAAUUCCAUAAUGUACUUUAACUGUGUUCAUUAAAGGGUAAGGCUGUCCUUCUGCAAUACUAUUUGUCUAACAUCAAACCUGUGAUGCUUCACAUUAAAUCAUCGGCCCUAGUCAAAGCAGAGGGCGAGAAGACAGACUCUGUUAGGUCAAAACAGCCAACAGCCAAAGAAACCUCAUUUAUCACCAAUUUCUAUUUGGCUGCCUUUUCAAAAUCAGUGAAACAGGGAAUAAGAUCAAGAAGUGGAACUGCAAGGAAGUCAUACACGACUACAUAAAAGAACGGCAAGCAGCUGUGCAACGUCUGUUAGAAGAAUAUUCCUGCAAUGUUGUCAGUUCUCACUAUCAAAGCAGAGUACCUUUGACAGUAAGAGUAUAUCACAUCUUGGUGACUCUCUUAAAUAAAAAUUACUAUUAUAUAGCUGAGGUCGCUAGUGGAAAAGAAUCUAUUUCUUUCUCCCCUGAGAUCAAAGACUGUCAAGCAUUCUGUUUGGGAAAAAAUGGUACUAGUACAAAUUUAAGAAUUGUUGGAUUUUAUGUAUCUAACUCACUCACUCUGUAAUCUUACUUUAAAGCAACAACCAAAUUGUUAAUUAUUUGAGAUGGCAAACAUAUACCAAUUCUUUAUUUUCACUUUCACAGAGACACUCUACCUGUUACUAUUUCUUCCUAUCAUAUAAACAUACCUUAUCUCAUACCUUUUUUUUUUUUUUGAGGAAGAUUCACCAUGAGCUAACAUCUGCCGCCAAUCUUCCUC
This is a messenger RNA of Equus quagga, 9254 nucleotides long. It is a transcript of the gene MCC, whose product is annotated as MCC regulator of WNT signaling pathway. Gene Ontology annotation, biological process: negative regulation of canonical Wnt signaling pathway. NCBI's taxonomy places the organism in Eukaryota, Metazoa, Chordata, Mammalia, Perissodactyla, Equidae. Gene Ontology annotation, cellular component: cytoplasm. The record is from RefSeq and is a predicted model, not a curated record. The transcript is spliced from 20 exons. Gene Ontology annotation, molecular function: calcium ion binding. The coding region runs from base 84 to 3155 and encodes 1023 amino acids.